Molecule: messenger RNA, 2883 nt
Organism: Rhineura floridana
Lineage: Eukaryota; Metazoa; Chordata; Lepidosauria; Squamata; Rhineuridae
Gene: MTFR1
Product: mitochondrial fission regulator 1
Exons: 8
Coding region: 298-1299 (333 amino acids)
Biological process (GO): aerobic respiration; mitochondrial fission
Cellular component (GO): mitochondrion
Source: RefSeq, a predicted model, not a curated record
CUUUCCCGUGUCAAUGGAAGACCAACGUCGUGUCAGCAGGAUAGGGAGGGAGUUUAAGCCUCGCCUCCCCCAACGGCAAAAGACGAUUGGCCAAGAGUUGUAGCCGGUGCAACUGGAGGGUUGGUUAUUCAAGGAGACAGACGAUGUGGGAGGAGAUGAGCUGGAGGACUUGGCAGCUUCUGAGGUAAUUGAGGAGGGAGCGCUACCGGCAGGGCGAGGGUGUGACUAUGGAACAUCUGCAUUACAGCAAACUGAGAUGGUUAGGUAAUAAGUUAUGGCAACUCUCCAGUGUUCCAGAUGAUCUUCUGGAUUAAGAACCUACUUAGAGUAAUGUUUGAACAAGCAGCAUUGACUAUGGAAUCAUUGCUUUGGUCAAGCAAGCCUUAUGGUCCCAACAGAAGUCUUGUAAGGAAAAUUGGCACCAACCUCUCUCUGAUACAAUGUCCAAGAGUUCAGUUUCAGCUUACUUCUCAGUCUGCAGAAGGCAGUCAUUCUAACCAUUUGAGAGAAGAUGGAGUAGCUUCCCUUGCAGAUGUAGGGUGGGUUGCUGAAGAAGGUGGCGAAGUCUCUACACGGCUCAGAUCAGAAGUCUGUUCAAAAUCCCAACCACACUCUAGAGGUGAAGGCUGCUCAAGAAGAGAUCUAGAUACUCAAGUACCUGUGCCAAAGCAGUUGCAAGAAGAAGAUGACUCCAAGACUGCUGUGGCCACAAAUAAUGAAGCUUUGCAGAAAAUAAAUGCAUUAGAAAAUGAACUUGCCAGUUUAAGAGCACAAAUAGCCAAAAUUGUAAGCUUCCAAGAACAGCAGAAUAUGACAGCAGCUGGAAUACAUUCUGCAGCAUCAAUGUCUGUCCCAGCAGGAGUACCAACAGCACCACCUCCACCACCCCUUCCACCUCCACCACCCCUUCCACCUCCACCACCACUUCAGCAGAGCACUUCAGCCAUUGACCUUAUUAAGGAGCGCAAAGGAAAAAGAAUAAACUCUGGACAGACUUUGACAGAUAAUGAUCCAAAGAAACCUGAAAUACCAAAUAUGCUAGAUAUUCUCAAAGAUAUGAACAGUGUAAAGCUGCGAUCAGUGAAAAGACCAGAUGAAAGCACCAAAAGAAAAGUAACUGACCCAACAGAUCCUGCUGCCCUAAUAGCUGAAGCUCUUAAAAAGAAAUUUGCUUAUCGAUAUCGAAUUGACAGCCCAAGUGAAACUGAAAAGCAGACCACAGCAUCUGAAACAAGGCUGUUUGGGCCACACAUGCUGAAGUCUACAGGAAAAAUGAAGACUCUCAUUGAGAACUCUUAAGCAGAAAAAAAUCUACGUCACAAUGGGACUUUUCCAACUGCUUUUACUUUGUUGGGAAACUUUUUUUAAAAAAAUCCAGAGGUCUGAGUUGAAAUGUACCUCUUAGUUCCACUAGUAAUUGGUUUUUAAGAAAAAAAAAUCUGUACUGUGGCAACACAGCUGUUCAGUACAGAAGUGUCCAUACUGCCGUAGGUUAUUAAUAUACAAAUAUAAGAAUGACUGACACUCUUAACUUGUGUGAACACAAUGAUAGUAAUUAGCUUAAGUUAUUAUAGUUCCAGUGUAAUAGCUGGAGUAAUGUAAGGGGAAUUUUUAAAUAUGUCUUUUUUAGCUAGUUGAACAUCUAAUUUUGAGCUACUCUUGCAUUCAGAAAUCUCAUGCUGUGUUCUCAGCUUCUUUAAAUGAAACACUCAGACUUCACUGAAGCUACUCUACCUCUUAUCAUACACUAUAAUGGAGACAGCUUCAAAACCUUAUUUAUUACUCAGCAAUAUAGACUUCAAAACAUAUAUGCCUUACUUAAUGAGCUUUCAAUGAAGCAUCUCCUGUUUUUGCAUUGCAGCAUCUUUACAGACAAUAAAUUAGCCAAAGUUUAGACUAUAUUUUUAUACAGGACUAAACACUAAUUGUGAUUUCCAAGGAAAUGGAAGUAAUGCUGUUACAGAAGAAUUGGAAUGCUACAUGUUCUGUAUUAGGAAAUUUGAGCAAAUUAUACAUUACACUUUGAUAAACUGUAUAUUAAGCUUUGCAGGGGUCUUUAAUCUCAGACUUUAAAAAGCAAGGUUACAGCACCUAGGUUACAUUUUCUUCUUCUUGGUUGUGCUGUAUGAUCCUGCCUGUCAUUUUCAGUAUUUGUACCAGCAACUUGACUAAUACUGAGCCUAGUCAGUUCAGUAGGAAUUUGCACAUUUACAGGGAGCAAACAACUGAACAAGUACAGUAUCACCCAUCCUGCUUUUUGAAAAAAAUAACUGAAAAGUUGACUUUGGAAGAGGGUAAAGUGCAGCUCUGGUUUUGUGCUGUGUAAGAUCUCAUUUCUGGAAAUGGAAAAUGAUUAUUUUCUAAAUUGAACCCAUCCUGAGGUCUUCUAAUUUGAACAUCUUAGCAAUUGUCAGUACUGGUUUUAGGAACUUGUUACUUGACUCAAACUAUAAUGGGCAAGAUCCAAUGUUGUGCCAACAGACAUGACAGGAUUUCCUCUCUUCGCUCUGCAGUCCCCCAGUCGGCUCUCCAACCCUCAAGAGCAGAUUUUGGGGAUGCAGAGGGGAAGAAAAGAAGGGGGAGUUGUUUUCACAAGCAGAAGUCUAUUGCAUAAGUGGGCUAACAUUGUUGAAUGUCACCCCAUAAGGUAAAACAAUUCACUUUUACUGUUCAGAGCUAGUUUAAUCUGGGUGGCAAAGUGCUACAUAGUAUCCCUGAAAUGUUUAAAAGCUGUCAUUUAAAUUUAUACUUUAUUUUAUGAAUUAUUUUUAAUCUGACCAUGUAAAAAUGCCACAAUAUACUUUAAAGUCAACUGUUGGCCUUUAAACUCAUUUGUAUUUUGGCCUGUACCAGUGUACAAUAUUAAAAUCAAUAAGAUACUUA